Molecule: messenger RNA, 3354 nt
Organism: Frieseomelitta varia
Lineage: Eukaryota; Metazoa; Arthropoda; Insecta; Hymenoptera; Apidae
Gene: SKIP
Product: sterile alpha motif domain-containing protein 5
Exons: 4
Coding region: 2648-3232 (194 amino acids)
Molecular function (GO): protein binding
Source: RefSeq, a predicted model, not a curated record
UGUAAAACAAGUGACAGUGUCCGUCACGUAGCCAGACGCACUGUGUAAUAGCAUUCGAAUGAUGAUGCUACUCCGAAAUUGAUAUAAAAGACCGAGAAAUGUAAACUGAAAGCGGAGUUGAAACCGAACGGAGAUUGCAUCGGUCCAGAUGGAACAGAUUCAACUAAAGCUUGGAUAUAAGUUUGGGCCAACGUCAUCAGAGGGAUGGGAGGCAGGAUGAUUUCCAAUAAAAUCAAAACACAGCUGCCGAGGCUUCUCCGAGGGGUCUCCGAGUCGACGCCGAGUCGAUUUUAACGAAUCGGAAGCCACCGGAUAAAUGCCGAAGUCGAGGUUCCCUUUUAUCGAAUUCUCGAAGAUGGGAUAUUUUCUGAAGCAGCGUCUUCUGCGGGACGAUAAAGCCACGGUUUUUGCAGCGUAAUGUACUCGUGUCGAAGUGGAGAAAGAACGUGGCGGAGAAAAAGAGAGGAAAGAGAGGACGAAGGACGCGGCUGUUGCAUCCUGGCGGCGCAGGAGCGCAUCAACAGGAUCUCGCUGGACCGAGUUGCCUCCGCCAGUGGCGCGGUGGUGGGGAUGGCGGAGCGCGGUGGUGGGGGUACGCCGGCCGUCGGAGUGGGGGCACGGCACGGAGAAGAGACGAGUGGAGCUCCCUCUGGCGAAUGUCUCGUGUCAGUCGAGCCGUGUGUCGCGUCGCGGUAGUGUGUUGUGUAUCAUAGUUGCGCGUUCCGCGUAUACCGUCGAGCACUGAUGACGCUUUGCUCACCGUGAUUAUGAGCGACGUGAGUUCAGUGAAAGCGAGUUCGACGUAUUGUUCCCGAUAUGUCCCGAGGGCAGUGAAACGGAGCAUCGCGCGAUAGAAACACGCGCUCCGAACCGAGAGGCUCUGGUCGCGUACCGCUGGACCGCGUGCUUCUCGCCGUGUCGGUCUUUCCUCUUUCGGAGUUUUCAAGGUUACGGUUUCAAUACCGGCACGAGAACGAUUCCCGGCACGGAGACCCUCGCUUUCUGCCUGCGGUUUUCGUCGUUCCCUCUCUGUCAACCGUGUGUCCCUAUCCCUGUCGUCCGGCCGUUUAACGAAAAGAAACAGCUACCCUCGAUUUUUCGUUCGUUCGUUCGUUCGUUCGAUUUCGAUUUCGAUCGCGUUCCAACUCGCUCCAAUAUAUAUACCGGAUUUGUAUCGUUUCUUCACCAACUGUGCUGUGCUUCUUGUUUACUGCUCCGUUUUUACCGAUUGGUUCUUCGUCGUUUCCGCGAAUUUCGCCAAGGAAACAGUGAAUGUAUUUCUAACACAGGAAAUUGGAAGGGAAGUUGCAUUAACAAUACGACAAUACGAUAGUGUCGGGGCGAAAUCGUCAAUGGCUACGUGAGAAGAAGCUUCAAGGGCAGGAAGGAAUACAAUAACAAUAAGAACGUAUCGGGGUUGUAACAGUGCUGAAGAAAAGCAAUAUCUACGAAUAGAGAGAAAGAAAAAGAGAAAGAGAGAGAGAGGGAGAGGGAGAGAUCAGUGUACAUUCUGUGAUUAAAGCCAUAUUUUGUUUAAUUAUUAACGUCUUCCAUCGUUCUGCAAGAGGUACGACAACGUACAAACGCAAUACAAACAACACGCACGUAAGUUACAUUACCGACGAAGAAAAAGUGCUCUUGCUUCGACCGUUUAACUACGUACAGAUACAAAUCGAGCAAGUGCGGUGAACGUAGAUGAAACGUACACUAGCAUACAGAUUGUAAAGGAAGCGGGUAGACGACCGCGCGCAAUAACAGUCGUCGGUUAUAAAUUUAAAGUGCUCCGAAUCGAGACACGUGCGCUCGAAUUGAUCUCGUUUGAAAGGAUCGAUAACUUCGUUCGGUUGACUUCUCUCGCGUUCUCCCUUACCGACCGGGAGGGCAUCGUGCUUCGCGAAAUAGACCAAGCCAGGGGGAGCACACGGAGUACAAUUACCCGCGGUUUUUCUUUUAAUUCCCAACUGUGGUGCGCACGGUGAGAGAAGAGAGUCGUCGGAGAAGCGGAGACUCGCAUUUAGAAGCUCGAUUCGGAGAGAAACGGAGAAACAAAGGAAGAGGGAGAGAGAGAGAGAGAGAGAGAGAGAGAGGAAAAGAUCGUAUCGACGCGUCGAACCAGUUCGAUCGUCCGCGCCUCGUAAUGAGCCGGAGCACCGCACGUUGAAGAUCGAACGUGACCAGUGCAGUAACCCUUCCUCCACGGAGCGCGUCGCCGAUCGGUAUUCUCGGAGGAGCCGUUAAUCGAGGGUACCGCCCAUUACAAGAAAAACCAAUCGGACCCGGGAUCGGUUUCAGGCCGAUUCGAUAGCGAAUAUCAUACGUGACUUCGUUCUCUGGCCGCGAGGACGUCGCCGUCGUCGUCGUCGAUCCGCAUUCUUUCGAAGAUGUCGCGGCGCGUUGUUUCGAGACGGUGCAGCGCGUAGGCAAGGAGGCGGACAAGGACAGACCGAGACGAGAUCGGCAAGAAAGUCGGAAGGGAGAGACACGCGUGCAGACACGAAAGAAGAGACAGACAGACAGAGAGAGAGAGAGAGAGAGAGAAAGAGAGAGAGAGAGAGAGAGAGAGAGUGUGGGUGAGAGCGAGAGCAAAAGAGUAAAAGAGCGGCGGGGGCGUGAUAAAACCGUCGUAUUCCUCGCCAACGACACAGACAUGACGAUGGCCAGCAAUAUUGUGGUCGAGUGGCUGCGCUCGCUUCACUUGGGCCAGUACUCCGAGUCGUUCAUCGACAAUGGCUACGACGACCUUGAGAUCUGCAAGCAAAUCGGCGAUCCCGAUCUGGACGCGAUCGGAGUGUUCAAUCAAACGCACAGAGCGAGGCUACUCCAGUCGGUGAAGACGCUGAGGGAGGAGGGUGCAGCGAGCGUUUACUUUACGCUGGAGGAAAGCAACGAUUGCCUGUGCGACAACGUCAGCUCGAAAUCUUCCAGAACGUCUUCUGAGAGACCGCUCAGCGAUAAAGAAGCGCAGAGGGCUUCGCCAACAGCCAGCUCCUCGAGCGGUGGUCAGGAAUUAACCAAGUUCGCGGACGAAUACGAGGAGGGAAAGGCGGAGCUCGUCAGAAUCCCGAGGAUGCAACUACGGAUGCUGCUGCAGGAGAAGCUCAGGCACGACGGCAUCAGGCUGGCUUGUCAACCUUACACAACACCGGUAAGUCAGCUUGUCCUUACUUUUUCUUCGUUUCUCUCUCUCUCUCUCUCUCUCUCUCUCUCUCUCUCUCUCUCCUUCUCUCUUUAGUGUUUCUAGAUGCAAAAUUUUCUUCAUCGCUAUUACCUGACUAUUACGUUCAAGACAAAGUUAGUUAUUUGCUCGCCAUGAUAAAAAAUGCCGCGAAAAAAUUUACGACCAGCAGCUCUGUA